Messenger RNA from Xiphophorus hellerii (green swordtail), 916 nucleotides. RefSeq names its product odorant receptor, family 64, subfamily D, member 1 (gene or64d1). The record is from RefSeq and is a predicted model, not a curated record. The transcript has 3 exons. Bases 71 to 598 code for a protein of 175 amino acids. Gene Ontology annotation, cellular component: membrane. Gene Ontology annotation, biological process: G protein-coupled receptor signaling pathway; detection of chemical stimulus involved in sensory perception of smell. Lineage: Eukaryota; Metazoa; Chordata; Actinopteri; Cyprinodontiformes; Poeciliidae. Gene Ontology annotation, molecular function: odorant binding; G protein-coupled receptor activity; olfactory receptor activity.
CCGACAUCUUACCCCCGAAACGGCGGAGACGCAGAGUCCGAGUUUGACGGUCAAUCACUCCGAUAAAGUGAUGACGGGCCCAGCGGGAAAUGAAGGACGGGGUCGGGGAACAUCGUUGCUGCCACCGGAGGAGUACACCUCCACCAUGACGGAUAGAAAGGUUGCGUUGCUCAUUGCGCUGACCUGGGCGUUGCCUGUUCUGGCCACUGUGGUUCUGGUGUCGCUCAGCGCCCCGCUGCAGCUUUGUGGGAACGUCAUCGAUAAAGUUUUCUGUGGGAAUUUCUCCAUCGUUAAGCUGAGCUGCUCUAACACCAGCAUUAACAACGUUUACGGUCUGGUUCUGACCGUCGUCUCCAUCGUCGCUCCGCUCGUUUUAAUCCUCUACACCUAUGGAAAGAUUCUGGAGAUCCUGCAGAGCAGGUUUGACCUCAGCAGGGUGCCUCCGGUGCUGGCCAUCGUUUUGUCUCUUUACUUCCUGACCUGCCAGCCGCUCUUCAACCCGGCGCUGUACGGCCUGAAAAUGGCCGCCAUCCGAGACGCAUGUAAACGUUUGUUAUGUGGGGAAAACUCGGCUUCUGCAGCAGCUUUUCAUGCCUGAGAACCUUCAGCUUGACUCAAGCUCUUCUUCUUUUCGUUGUUUCCAGCCUCAGGUUUGAUGUUUUUCUUUAAUGAAACAUUUUCAGUUUGUAGAUGAGGAAUCAUUUUUAACAUGUUGUUACCGACAUUUUUCUCUCUAUUAAUGUUUUUUUUGCUUUGCGGAUGUUUUAAAACAGGAAAGUAAAACUUAUUUUCAUUUCAUUUUCAUCAUAAACCAUGAAGGUCCUCAUGGGGCAACUGUGGUAAAAAAUAUUGAUAAAACUGUUAAAAUGGGACCUUAACAAAUUUUACAUUUAGCAUCAAAGUAAUUCAUACAAAC